AUGAUUCCCACCGCUUUCUAUGGCAGCGUCAAGAGCGUCACUUCUGCUGAUCAUAUGUCAUUAUCCUUCAGCAGGGGAGUGUCCAUCAUUCUUCUCCUCACAUAUUUCUUAUACCUUUUCUUCCAGUUCAAAUCACACGCUCACUUGUUCCACUCCACGCGGCUCCAAAUGCCGCAUCCAAUCGAUCCUCUAUAUACAGACGACCUCGAAUCGCGUCCCACCACGGUCGAAAGCGCAACAAGCAGACAUAUCCGCCAGCUAGAGAUGCAAGAGGUGCGAUCACGGUCAUGCUCAGUCGACGCACAAACGGCAGCGGCCAUGCCACUGUUCCACAACGAACCAUCUGAAGGAAGAACGACCCUCCACCGACACACGGCAUCUGAAGGAAGGAGCCUCCCCAGACAAACGGCACCUAUCCGAGACUAUGGACCAUGUCGCUGCGACCGCUACGUGAUCAAGUCCAACCGAACGAUAUCCGUCACCCUCCUCGCCCUAUCAACCGUUCUCAUCGCCAUAUGCGCCGAAUACUUCUCCUCAAGCUUCUCAACGCUCAACGAACAGGGCGUCCUCGGUGAAUCAUUCGUCGGUUUGAUCAUUAUUCCUAUCGCCGGAAAUGUUGCCGAAAAUGUUACUGCCGUUGUUGUGGCCUCGAAAAACCAAAUGGACCUUGCCAUCAGUGUUGCUCUGGGAUCGGCCAUUCAAAUCGGUCUCUUGGUUUCGCCGGCUAUGGUGCUUAUUGGCUGGGCUCUCGACAAGCCCAUGACCUUGCAUUUUGACAAGUUCGAGAUGGUCACUCUGAUCGGGGCUGUUAUUCUGGUCGAUUUCAUCGUGCUCAAGGGAAAGACUAAUUAUUUGGAGGGUGCUAUCUUGUGUGCCUGCUUUGCCGCUAUUUCUGUCGGCGCAUAUCUUUUACCGCUCACUUGA
Penicillium roqueforti is the source of this 924-nucleotide messenger RNA. RefSeq lists its product as uncharacterized. Lineage: Eukaryota; Fungi; Ascomycota; Eurotiomycetes; Eurotiales; Aspergillaceae. The record is from RefSeq and is a predicted model, not a curated record. Gene Ontology annotation, biological process: calcium ion transmembrane transport; intracellular calcium ion homeostasis. Gene Ontology annotation, cellular component: fungal-type vacuole membrane. Gene Ontology annotation, molecular function: calcium:proton antiporter activity. The transcript has 3 exons. Bases 1 to 924 code for a protein of 307 amino acids.